AUGGAGUGUCAAGACCUUCGAAGGAGUGUCAAGGCUCACGAAGGAGUGUCAAGGCUCACAAAGGAGUGUCAAGGCCUACGAAGGAGUGUCAAGGCUCACGAAGGAGUGUCAAGGCCUACGAAGGAGUGUCAAGGCUCACGAAGGAGUGUCAAGGCCUACGAAGGAGUGUCAAGGCUCACGAAGGAGUGUCAAGGCCUACGAAGGAGUGUCAAGGCUCACGAAGGAGUGUCAAGGCUCACGAAGGAGUGUCAAGGCCUACGAAGGAGAGUCAAGGCCUACGAAGGAGUGUCAAGGCUCACGAAGGAGUGUCAAGGCCUACGAAGGAGUGUCAAGGCUCACGAAGGAGUGUCAAGGCCUACGAAGGAGUGUCAAGGCUCACGAAGGAGUGUCAAGGCUCACGAAGGAGUGUCAAAGCUCACGAAGGAGUGUCAAGGCCUACGAAGGAGUGUCAAGGCUCACGAAAGAGUGUCAAGGCCUACGAAGGAGUGUCAAGGCUCACGAAGGAGUGUCAAGGCCUACGAAGGAGUGUCAAGGCUCACGAAGGAGUGUCAAGGCUCACGAAGGAGUGUCAAGGCUCACGAAGGAGUGUCAAGGCUCACGAAGGAGUGUCAAGGCUCACGAAGGAGUGCCAAGGCCUACGAAGGAGUGUCAAGGCUCACGAAAGUGUCAAGGCCUACGAAGGAGUGUCAAGGCCUACGAAGGAGUGUCAAGGCUCACGAAGGAGUGUCAAGGCCUACGAAGGAGUGUCAAGGCCUACGAAGGAGUGUCAAGGCUCGCGAAGAAGUGUUAAGGCUCACGAAGGAGUGUCAAGGCCUACGAAGGAGUGUCAAGGCUCACGAAGGAGUGUCAAGGCCUACGAAGGAGUUCAAGGCUCACGAAGGAGUGUCAAGGCCUACGAAGGAGAGUCAAGGCCUACGAAGGAGUGUCAAGGCUCACGAAGGAGUGUCAAGGCCUACGAAGGAGUGUCAAGGCUCACGAAGGAGUGUCAAGGCCUACGAAGGAGUGUCAAGGCUCACGAAGGAGUGUCAAGGCCUACGAAGGAGUGUCAAGGCUCACGAAGGAGUGUCAAGGCUCACGAAGGAGUGUCAAGGCUCACGAAGGAGUGUCAAGGCCUACGAAGGAGUGUCAAGGCUCACGAAGGAGUGUCAAGGCUCACGAAGGAGUGUCAAGGCUCACGAAGGAGUGUCAAGGCUCACGAAGGAGUGCCAAGGCCUACGAAGGAGUGUCAAGGCUCACGAAAGUGUCAAGGCCUACGAAGGAGUGUCAAGGCCUACGAAGGAGUGUCAAGGCUCACGAAGGAGUGUCAAGGCCUACGAAGGAGUGUCAAGGCCUACGAAGGAGUGUCAAGGCUCGCGAAGGAGUGUUAAGGCUCACGAAGGAGUGUCAAGGCCUACGAAGGAGUGUCAAGGCUCACGAAGGAGUGUCAAGGCCUACGAAGGAGUGUCAAGGCUCACGAAGGAGUGUCAAGGCCUACGAAGGAGAGUCAAGGCCUACGAAGGAGUGUCAAGGCUCACGAAGGAGUGUCAAGGCCUACGAAGGAGUGUCAAGGCUCACGAAGGAGUGUCAAGGCCUACGAAGGAGUGUCAAGGCUCACGAAGGAGUGUCAAGGCCUACGAAGGAGUGCCUACGAAGGAGUGUCAAGGCUCACGAAGGAGUGCCAAGGCCUACGAAGGAGUGUCAAGGCUCACGAAGGAGUGUCAAGGCUCACGAAGGAGUGUCAAGGCCUACGAAGGAGUGUCAAGGCUCACGAAGGAGUGUCAAGGCCUACGAAGGAGUGCCAAGGCUCACGAGGAGUGUCAAGGCCUACGAAGGAGUGUUAAGGCUCACGAAGGAGUGUCAAGGCCUACGAAGGAGUGUCAAGGCCUACGAAGGAGUGUCAAGGCUCACGAAGGAGUGUCAAGGCUCACAAAGGAGUGUCAAGGCCUACGAAGGAGUGUCAAGGCUCACGAAGGAGUGUCAAGGCCUACGAAGGAGUGUCAAGGCUCACGAAGGAGUGUCAAGGCCUACGAAGGAGUGUCAAGGCUCACGAAGGAGUGUCAAGGCCUACGAAGGAGUGUCAAGGCUCACGAAGGAGUGUCAAGGCUCACGAAGGAGUGUCAAGGCCUACGAAGGAGAGUCAAGGCCUACGAAGGAGUGUCAAGGCUCACGAAGGAGUGUCAAGGCCUACGAAGGAGUGUCAAGGCUCACGAAGGAGUGUCAAGGCCUACGAAGGAGUGUCAAGGCUCACGAAGGAGUGUCAAGGCUCACGAAGGAGUGUCAAGGCUCACGAAGGAGUGUCAAGGCCUACGAAGGAGUGUCAAGGCUCACGAAAGAGUGGCAAGGCCUACGAAGGAGUGUCAAGGCUCACGAAGGAGUGUCAAGGCCUACGAAGGAGUGUCAAGGCCUACGAAGGAGUGUCAAGGCUCACGAAGGAGUGUCAAGGCUCACGAAGGAGUGUCAAGGCCUACGAAGGAGAGUCAAGGCCUACGAAGGAGCGUCAAGGCUCACGAAGGAGUGUCAAGGCCUACGAAGGAGUGUCAAGGCUCACGAAGGAGUGUCAAGGCCUACGAAGGAGUGUCAAGGCUCACGAAGGAGUGUCAAGGCUCACGAAGGAGUGUCAAGGCUCACGAAGGAGUGUCAAGGCCUACGAAGGAGUGUCAAGGCUCACGAAGGAGUGUCAAGGCCUACGAAGGAGUGUCAAGGCUCACGAAGGAGUGUCAAGGCUCACGAAGGAGUGUCAAGGCUCACGAAGGAGUGUCAAGGCUCACGAAGGAGUGCCAAGGCCUACGAAGGAGUGUCAAGGCUCACGAAAGUGUCAAGGCCUACGAAGGAGUGUCAAGGCCUACGAAGGAGUGUCAAGGCUCACGAAGGAGUGUCAAGGCCUACGAAGGAGUGUCAAGGCCUACGAAGGAGUGUCAAGGCUCGCGAAGGAGUGUUAAGGCUCACGAAGGAGUGUCAAGGCCUACGAAGGAGUGUCAAGGCUCACGAAGGAGUGUCAAGGCCUACGAAGGAGUGUCAAGGCUCACGAAGGAGUGUCAAGGCCUACGAAGGAGAGUCAAGGCCUACGAAGGAGUGUCAAGGCUCACGAAGGAGUGUCAAGGCCUACGAAGGAGUGUCAAGGCUCACGAAGGAGUGUCAAGGCCUACGAAGGAGUGUCAAGGCUCACGAAGGAGUGUCAAGGCCUACGAAGGAGUGUCAAGGCUCACGAAGGAGUGUCAAGGCUCACAAAGGAGUGUCAAGGCCUACGAAGGAGUGUCAAGGCUCACGAAGGAGUGUCAAGGCCUACGAAGGAGUGUCAAGGCUCACGAAGGAGUGUCAAGGCUCACGAAGGAGUGUCAAGGCCUACGAAGGAGUGUCAAGGCUCACGAAGGAGUGUCAAGGCUCACGAAGGAGUGUCAAGGCUCACGAAGGAGUGUCAAGGCCUACGAAGGAGAGUCAAGGCCUACGAAGGAGUGUCAAGGCUCACGAAGGAGUGUCAAGGCCUACGAAGGAGUGUUAAGGCUCACGAAGGAGUGUCAAGGCCUACGAAGGAGUGUCAAGGCUCACGAAGGAGUGUCAAGGCCUACGAAGGAGUGUCAAGGCUCACGAAGGAGUGUCAAGGCUCACGAAGGAGUGUCAAGGCUCACGAAGGAGUGUCAAGGCCUACGAAGGAGUGUCAAGGCUCACGAAAGAGUGGCAAGGCCUACGAAGGAGUGUCAAGGCUCACGAAGGAGUGUCAAGGCCUACGAAGGAGUGUCAAGGCCUACGAAGGAGUGUCAAGGCUCACGAAGGAGUGUCAAGGCUCACGAAGGAGUGUCAAGGCCUACGAAGGAGAGUCAAGGCCUACGAAGGAGCGUCAAGGCUCACGAAGGAGUGUCAAGGCCUACGAAGGAGUGUCAAGGCUCACGAAGGAGUGUCAAGGCCUACGAAGGAGUGUCAAGGCUCACGAAGGAGUGUCAAGGCUCACGAAGGAGUGUCAAGGCUCACGAAGGAGUGUCAAGGCCUACGAAGGAGUGUCAAGGCUCACGAAGGAGUGUCAAGGCCUACGAAGGAGUGUCAAGGCUCACGAAGGAGUGUCAAGGCUCACGAAGGAGUGUCAAGGCUCACGAAGGAGUGUCAAGGCUCACGAAGGAGUGCCAAGGCCUACGAAGGAGUGUCAAGGCUCACGAAAGUGUCAAGGCCUACGAAGGAGUGUCAAGGCCUACGAAGGAGUGUCAAGGCUCACGAAGGAGUGUCAAGGCCUACGAAGGAGUGUCAAGGCCUACGAAGGAGUGUCAAGGCUCGCGAAGGAGUGUUAAGGCUCACGAAGGAGUGUCAAGGCCUACGAAGGAGUGUCAAGGCUCACGAAGGAGUGUCAAGGCCUACGAAGGAGUGUCAAGGCUCACGAAGGAGUGUCAAGGCCUACGAAGGAGAGUCAAGGCCUACGAAGGAGUGUCAAGGCUCACGAAGGAGUGUCAAGGCCUACGAAGGAGUGUCAAGGCUCACGAAGGAGUGUCAAGGCCUACGAAGGAGUGUCAAGGCUCACGAAGGAGUGUCAAGGCCUACGAAGGAGUGUCAAGGCUCACGAAGGAGUGUCAAGGCUCACAAAGGAGUGUCAAGGCCUACGAAGGAGUGUCAAGGCUCACGAAGGAGUGUCAAGGCCUACGAAGGAGUGUCAAGGCUCACGAAGGAGUGUCAAGGCUCACGAAGGAGUGUCAAGGCCUACGAAGGAGUGUCAAGGCUCACGAAGGAGUGUCAAGGCUCACGAAGGAGUGUCAAGGCUCACGAAGGAGUGUCAAGGCCUACGAAGGAGAGUCAAGGCCUACGAAGGAGUGUCAAGGCUCACGAAGGAGUGUCAAGGCCUACGAAGGAGUGUCAAGGCUCACGAAGGAGUGUCAAGGCCUACGAAGGAGUGUCAAGGCUCACGAAGGAGUGUCAAGGCUCCCGAAGGAGUGUCAAUGCUCACGAAAGAGUGUCAAGGCCUACGAAGGAGUGUCAAGGCUCACGAAGGAGUGUCAAGGCCUACGAAGGAGUGUCAAGGCUCACGAAGGAGUGUCAAGGCUCACGAAGGAGUGUCAAGGCUCACGAAGGAGUGUCAAGGCUCACGAAGGAGUGUCAAGGCUCACGAAGGAGUGCCAAGGCCUACGAAGGAGUGUCAAGGCUCACGAAGGAGUGUCAAGGCCUACGAAGGAGUGUCAAGGCUCACGAAGGAGUGUCAAGGCUCACGAAGGAGUGUCAAGGCCUACGAAGGAGUGUCAAGGCUCACGAAGGAGUGUCAAGGCCUACGAAGGAGUGUCAAGGCUCACGAAGGAGUGUCAAGGCCUACGAAGGAGUGUCAAGGCUCACGAAGGAGUGUUAAGGCUCACGAUGGAGUGUCAAGACCUACGAAGGAGUGUCAAGGCUCACGAAGGAGUGUCAAGGCCUACGAAGGAGUGUCAAGGCUCACGAAGGAGUGUCAAGGCUCACGAAGGAGUGUCAAGGCCUACGAAGGAGUGUCAAGGCUCACGAAGGAGUGUCAAGGCUCACGAAGGAGUGUCAAGGCUCACGAAGGAGCGUCAAGGCCUACGCAGGAGUGUCAAGGCUCACGAAGGAGUGUCAAGGCUCACGAAGGAGUGUCAAGGCUCACGAAGGAGUGUCAAGGCUCACGAAGGAGUGUCAAGGCCUACGAAGGAGUGUCAAGGCUCACGAAGGAGUGUCAAGGCUCACGAAGGAGUGUCAAGGCUCACGAAGGAGCGUCAAGGCUCACGAAGGAGUGUCAAGGCUCACGAAGGAGUGUCAAGGCCUACGAAGGAGUGUCAAGGCUCACGAAGGAGUGUCAAGGCUCACGAGGAGUGUCAAGGCCUACGAAGGAGUGUUAAGGCUCACGAAGGAGUGUCAAGGCCUACGAAGGAGUGUCAAGGCCUACGAAGGAGUGUCAAGGCUCACGAAGGAGUGUCAAGGCUCACAAAGGAGUGUCAAGGCCUACGAAGGAGUGUCAAGGCUCACGAAGGAGUGUCAAGGCCUACGAAGGAGUGUCAAGGCUCAAGAAGGAGUGUCAAGGCUCACGAAGGAGUGUCAAGGCUCACGAAGGAGUGUCAAGGCUCACAAAGGAGCGUCAAGGCCUACGCAGGAGUGUCAAGGCUCACGAAGGAGUGUCAAGGCUCACGAAGGAGUGUCAAGGCUCACGAAGGAGUGUCAAGGCUCACGAAGGAGUGUCAAGGCCUACGAAGGAGUGUCAAGGCUCACGAAGGAGUGUCAAGGCUCACGAAGGAGUGUCAAGGCUCACGAAGGAGUGUCAAGGCCUACGAAGGAGUGUCAAGGCUCACGAAGGAGUGUCAAGGCCUACGAAGGAGUGUCAAGGCUCACGAAGGAGUGUCAAGGCCUACGAAGGAGUGUCAAGGCUCACGAAGGAGUGUCAAGGCCUACGAAGGAGUGUCAAGGCUCACGAAGGAGUGUCAAGGCUCACGAAGGAGUGUCAAGGCCUACGAAGGAGUGUCAAGGCUCACGAAGGAGUGUCAAGGCCUACGAAGGAGUGUCAAGGCCUACGAAGGAGUGUCAAGGCUCACGAAGGAGUGUCAAGGCCUACGAAGGAGUGUCAAGGCUCACGAAGGAGUGUCAAGGCCUACGAAGGAGUGUCAAGGCUCACGAAGGAGUGUCAAGGCUCACAAAGGAGUGUCAAGGCCUACGAAGGAGUGUCAAGGCUCACGAAGGAGUGUCAAGGCCUACGAAGGAGUGUCAAGGCUCACGAAGGAGUGUCAAGGCUCACGAAGGAGUGUCAAGGCCUACGAAGGAGUGUCAAGGCUCACGAAGGAGUGUCAAGGCCUACGAAGGAGUGCCAAGGCUCACGAGGAGUGUCAAGGCCUACGAAGGAGUGUCAAGGCUCACGAAGGAGUGUCAAGGCCUACGAAGGAGUGUCAAGGCUCACGAAGGAGUGUCAAGGCCUACGAAGGAGUGUCAAGGCUCACGAAGGAGUGUCAAGGCUCACGAAGGAGUGUCAAGGCCUACGAAGGAGAGUCAAGGCCUACGAAGGAGUGUCAAGGCUCACGAAGGAGUGUCAAGGCCUACGAAGGAGUGUCAAGGCUCACGAAGGAGUGUCAAGGCCUACGAAGGAGUGUCAAGGCUCACGAAGGAGUGUCAAGGCUCCCGAAGGAGUGUCAAUGCUCACGAAAGAGUGUCAAGGCCUACGAAGGAAUGUCAAGGCUCACGAAGGAGUGUCAAGGCCUACGAAGGAGUGUCAAGGCUCACGAAGGAGUGUCAAGGCUCACGAGGAGUGUCAAGGCCUACGAAGGAGUGUUAAGGCUCACGAAGGAGUGUCAAGGCCUACGAAGGAGUGUCAAGGCCUACGAAGGAGUGUCAAGGCUCACGAAGGAGUGUCAAGGCUCACGAAGGAGUGUCAAGGCUCACGAAGGAGUGUCAAGGCUCACGAAGGAGUGUCAAGGCCUACGAAGGAGUGUCAAGGCUCACGAAGGAGUGUCAAGGCUCACGAAGGAGUGUCAAGGCUCACGAAGGAGUGUCAAGGCCUACGAAGGAGUGUCAAGGCUCACGAAGGAGUGUCAAGGCCUACGAAGGAGUGUCAAGGCUCACGAAGGAGUGUCAAGGCCUACGAAGGAGUGUCAAGGCUCACGAAGGAGUGUCAAGGCCUACGAAGGAGUGUCAAGGCUCACGAAGGAGUGUCAAGGCUCACGAAGGAGUGUCAAGGCCUACGAAGGAGUGUCAAGGCUCACGAAGGAGUGUCAAGGCCUACGAAGGAGUGUCAAGGCCUACGAAGGAGUGUCAAGGCUCACGAAGGAGUGUCAAGGCCUACGAAGGAGUGUCAAGGCUCACGAAGGAGUGUCAAGGCCUACGAAGGAGUGUCAAGGCUCACGAAGGAGUGUCAAGGCUCACAAAGGAGUGUCAAGGCCUACGAAGGAGUGUCAAGGCUCACGAAGGAGUGUCAAGGCCUACGAAGGAGUGUCAAGGCUCACGAAGGAGUGUCAAGGCUCACGAAGGAGUGUCAAGGCCUACGAAGGAGUGUCAAGGCUCACGAAGGAGUGUCAAGGCCUACGAAGGAGUGCCAAGGCUCACGAGGAGUGUCAAGGCCUACGAAGGAGUGUCAAGGCUCACGAAGGAGUGUCAAGGCCUACGAAGGAGUGUCAAGGCUCACGAAGGAGUGUCAAGGCCUACGAAGGAGUGUCAAGGCUCACGAAGGAGUGUCAAGGCUCACGAAGGAGUGUCAAGGCCUACGAAGGAGAGUCAAGGCCUACGAAGGAGUGUCAAGGCUCACGAAGGAGUGUCAAGGCCUACGAAGGAGUGUCAAGGCUCACGAAGGAGUGUCAAGGCCUACGAAGGAGUGUCAAGGCUCACGAAGGAGUGUCAAGGCUCCCGAAGGAGUGUCAAUGCUCACGAAAGAGUGUCAAGGCCUACGAAGGAAUGUCAAGGCUCACGAAGGAGUGUCAAGGCCUACGAAGGAGUGUCAAGGCUCACGAAGGAGUGUCAAGGCUCACAAAGGAGUGUCAAGGCCUACGAAGGAGUGUCAAGGCUCACGAAGGAGUGUCAAGGCCUACGAAGGAGUGUCAAGGCUCAAGAAGGAGUGUCAAGGCUCACGAAGGAGUGUCAAGGCUCACGAAGGAGUGUCAAGGCUCACAAAGGAGCGUCAAGGCCUACGCAGGAGUGUCAAGGCUCACGAAGGAGUGUCAAGGCUCACGAAGGAGUGUCAAGGCUCACGAAGGAGUGUCAAGGCUCACGAAGGAGUGUCAAGGCCUACGAAGGAGUGUCAAGGCUCACGAAGGAGUGUCAAGGCUCACGAAGGAGUGUCAAGGCUCACGAAGGAGUGUCAAGGCCUACGAAGGAGUGUCAAGGCUCACGAAGGAGUGUCAAGGCCUACGAAGGAGUGUCAAGGCUCACGAAGGAGUGUCAAGGCCUACGAAGGAGUGUCAAGGCUCACGAAGGAGUGUCAAGGCCUACGAAGGAGUGUCAAGGCUCACGAAGGAGUGUCAAGGCUCACGAAGGAGUGUCAAGGCCUACGAAGGAGUGUCAAGGCUCACGAAGGAGUGUCAAGGCCUACGAAGGAGUGUCAAGGCCUACGAAGGAGUGUCAAGGCUCACGAAGGAGUGUCAAGGCCUACGAAGGAGUGUCAAGGCUCACGAAGGAGUGUCAAGGCCUACGAAGGAGUGUCAAGGCUCACGAAGGAGUGUCAAGGCUCACAAAGGAGUGUCAAGGCCUACGAAGGAGUGUCAAGGCUCACGAAGGAGUGUCAAGGCCUACGAAGGAGUGUCAAGGCUCACGAAGGAGUGUCAAGGCUCACGAAGGAGUGUCAAGGCCUACGAAGGAGUGUCAAGGCUCACGAAGGAGUGUCAAGGCCUACGAAGGAGUGCCAAGGCUCACGAGGAGUGUCAAGGCCUACGAAGGAGUGUCAAGGCUCACGAAGGAGUGUCAAGGCCUACGAAGGAGUGUCAAGGCUCACGAAGGAGUGUCAAGGCCUACGAAGGAGUGUCAAGGCUCACGAAGGAGUGUCAAGGCUCACGAAGGAGUGUCAAGGCCUACGAAGGAGAGUCAAGGCCUACGAAGGAGUGUCAAGGCUCACGAAGGAGUGUCAAGGCCUACGAAGGAGUGUCAAGGCUCACGAAGGAGUGUCAAGGCCUACGAAGGAGUGUCAAGGCUCACGAAGGAGUGUCAAGGCUCCCGAAGGAGUGUCAAUGCUCACGAAAGAGUGUCAAGGCCUACGAAGGAAUGUCAAGGCUCACGAAGGAGUGUCAAGGCCUACGAAGGAGUGUCAAGGCUCACGAAGGAGUGUCAAGGCUCACGAGGAGUGUCAAGGCCUACGAAGGAGUGUUAAGGCUCACGAAGGAGUGUCAAGGCCUACGAAGGAGUGUCAAGGCCUACGAAGGAGUGUCAAGGCUCACGAAGGAGUGUCAAGGCUCACAAAGGAGUGUCAAGGCCUACGAAGGAGUGUCAAGGCUCACGAAGGAGUGUCAAGGCCUACGAAGGAGUGUCAAGGCUCAAGAAGGAGUGUCAAGGCUCACGAGGAGUGUCAAGGCCUACGAAGGAGUGUUAAGGCUCACGAAGGAGUGUCAAGGCCUACGAAGGAGUGUCAAGGCCUACGCAGGAGUGUCAAGGCUCACGAAGGAGUGUCAAGGCUCACGAAGGAGUGUCAAGGCUCACGAAGGAGUGUCAAGGCUCACGAGGAGUGUCAAGGCCUACGAAGGAGUGUUAAGGCUCACGAAGGAGUGUCAAGGCCUACGAAGGAGUGUCAAGGCCUACGAAGGAGUGUCAAGGCUCACGAAGGAGUGUCAAGGCUCACAAAGGAGUGUCAAGGCCUACGAAGGAGUGUCAAGGCUCACGAAGGAGUGUCAAGGCCUACGAAGGAGUGUCAAGGCUCAAGAAGGAGUGUCAAGGCUCACGAAGGAGUGUCAAGGCUCACGAAGGAGUGUCAAGGCUCACAAAGGAGCGUCAAGGCCUACGCAGGAGUGUCAAGGCUCACGAAGGAGUGUCAAGGCUCACGAAGGAGUGUCAAGGCUCACGAAGGAGUGUCAAGGCUCACGAAGGAGUGUCAAGGCCUACGAAGGAGUGUCAAGGCUCACGAAGGAGUGUCAAGGCUCACGAAGGAGUGUCAAGGCUCACGAAGGAGUGUCAAGGCCUACGAAGGAGUGUCAAGGCUCACGAAGGAGUGUCAAGGCCUACGAAGGAGUGUCAAGGCUCACGAAGGAGUGUCAAGGCCUACGAAGGAGUGUCAAGGCUCACGAAGGAGUGUCAAGGCCUACGAAGGAGUGUCAAGGCUCACGAAGGAGUGUCAAGGCUCACGAAGGAGUGUCAAGGCCUACGAAGGAGUGUCAAGGCUCACGAAGGAGUGUCAAGGCCUACGAAGGAGUGUCAAGGCCUACGAAGGAGUGUCAAGGCUCACGAAGGAGUGUCAAGGCCUACGAAGGAGUGUCAAGGCUCACGAAGGAGUGUCAAGGCCUACGAAGGAGUGUCAAGGCUCACGAUGGAGUGUCAAGACCUACGAAGGAGUGUCAAGGCUCACGAAGGAGUGUCAAGGCCUACGAAGGAGUGUCAAGGCUCACGAAGGAGUGUCAAGGCUCACGAAGGAGUGUCAAGGCCUACGAAGGAGUGUCAAGGCUCACGAAGGAGUGUCAAGGCUCACGAAGGAGUGUCAAGGCUCACGAAGGAGCGUCAAGGCCUACGCAGGAGUGUCAAGGCUCACGAAGGAGUGUCAAGGCUCACGAAGGAGUGUUAAGGCUCACGAAGGAGUGUCAAGGCUCACGAAGGAGUGUCAAGGCUCACAAAGGAGUGUCAAGGCCUACGAAGGAGUGUCAAGGCUCACGAAGGAGUGUCAAGGCCUACGAAGGAGUGUCAAGGCUCAAGAAGGAGUGUCAAGGCUCACGAAGGAGUGUCAAGGCUCACGAAGGAGUGUCAAGGCUCACAAAGGAGCGUCAAGGCCUACGCAGGAGUGUCAAGGCUCACGAAGGAGUGUCAAGGCUCACGAAGGAGUGUCAAGGCUCACGAAGGAGUGUCAAGGCUCACGAAGGAGUGUCAAGGCCUACGAAGGAGUGUCAAGGCUCACGAAGGAGUGUCAAGGCUCACGAAGGAGUGUCAAGGCUCACGAAGGAGUGUCAAGGCCUACGAAGGAGUGUCAAGGCUCACGAAGGAGUGUCAAGGCCUACGAAGGAGUGUCAAGGCUCACGAAGGAGUGUCAAGGCCUACGAAGGAGUGUCAAGGCUCACGAAGGAGUGUCAAGGCCUACGAAGGAGUGUCAAGGCUCACGAAGGAGUGUCAAGGCUCACGAAGGAGUGUCAAGGCCUACGAAGGAGUGUCAAGGCUCACGAAGGAGUGUCAAGGCCUACGAAGGAGUGUCAAGGCCUACGAAGGAGUGUCAAGGCUCACGAAGGAGUGUCAAGGCCUACGAAGGAGUGUCAAGGCUCACGAAGGAGUGUCAAGGCCUACGAAGGAGUGUCAAGGCUCACGAUGGAGUGUCAAGACCUACGAAGGAGUGUCAAGGCUCACGAAGGAGUGUCAAGGCCUACGAAGGAGUGUCAAGGCUCACGAAGGAGUGUCAAGGCUCACGAAGGAGUGUCAAGGCCUACGAAGGAGUGUCAAGGCUCACGAAGGAGUGUCAAGGCUCACGAAGGAGUGUCAAGGCUCACGAAGGAGCGUCAAGGCCUACGCAGGAGUGUCAAGGCUCACGAAGGAGUGUCAAGGCUCACGAAGGAGUGUCAAGGCUCACGAAGGAGUGUCAAGGCUCACGAAGGAGUGUCAAGGCCUACGAAGGAGUGUCAAGGCUCACGAAGGAGUGUCAAGGCUCACGAAGGAGUGUCAAGGCUCACGAAGGAGUGUCAAGGCCUACGAAGGAGUGUCAAGGCUCACGAAGGAGUGUCAAGGCUCACGAGGAGUGUCAAGGCCUACGAAGGAGUGUUAAGGCUCACGAAGGAGUGUCAAGGCCUACGAAGGAGUGUCAAGGCCUACGAAGGAGUGUCAAGGCUCACGAAGGAGUGUCAAGGCUCACGAAGGAGUGUCAAGGCCUACGAAGGAGUGUCAAGGCUCCCGAAGGAGUGUCAAUGCUCACGAAAGAGUGUCAAGGCCUACGAAGGAAUGUCAAGGCUCACGAAGGAGUGUCAAGGCCUACGAAGGAGUGUCAAGGCUCACGAAGGAGUGUCAAGGCUCACGAGGAGUGUCAAGGCCUACGAAGGAGUGUUAAGGCUCACGAAGGAGUGUCAAGGCCUACGAAGGAGUGUCAAGGCCUACGAAGGAGUGUCAAGGCUCACGAAGGAGUGUCAAGGCUCACAAAGGAGUGUCAAGGCCUACGAAGGAGUGUCAAGGCUCACGAAGGAGUGUCAAGGCCUACGAAGGAGUGUCAAGGCUCAAGAAGGAGUGUCAAGGCUCACGAGGAGUGUCAAGGCCUACGAAGGAGUGUUAAGGCUCACGAAGGAGUGUCAAGGCCUACGAAGGAGUGUCAAGGCCUACGCAGGAGUGUCAAGGCUCACGAAGGAGUGUCAAGGCUCACGAAGGAGUGUCAAGGCUCACGAAGGAGUGUCAAGGCUCACGAGGAGUGUCAAGGCCUACGAAGGAGUGUUAAGGCUCACGAAGGAGUGUCAAGGCCUACGAAGGAGUGUCAAGGCCUACGAAGGAGUGUCAAGGCUCACGAAGGAGUGUCAAGGCUCACAAAGGAGUGUCAAGGCCUACGAAGGAGUGUCAAGGCUCACGAAGGAGUGUCAAGGCCUACGAAGGAGUGUCAAGGCUCAAGAAGGAGUGUCAAGGCUCACGAAGGAGUGUCAAGGCUCACGAAGGAGUGUCAAGGCUCACAAAGGAGCGUCAAGGCCUACGCAGGAGUGUCAAGGCUCACGAAGGAGUGUCAAGGCUCACGAAGGAGUGUCAAGGCUCACGAAGGAGUGUCAAGGCUCACGAAGGAGUGUCAAGGCCUACGAAGGAGUGUCAAGGCUCACGAAGGAGUGUCAAGGCUCACGAAGGAGUGUCAAGGCUCACGAAGGAGUGUCAAGGCCUACGAAGGAGUGUCAAGGCUCACGAAGGAGUGUCAAGGCCUACGAAGGAGUGUCAAGGCUCACGAAGGAGUGUCAAGGCCUACGAAGGAGUGUCAAGGCUCACGAAGGAGUGUCAAGGCCUACGAAGGAGUGUCAAGGCUCACGAAGGAGUGUCAAGGCUCACGAAGGAGUGUCAAGGCCUACGAAGGAGUGUCAAGGCUCACGAAGGAGUGUCAAGGCCUACGAAGGAGUGUCAAGGCCUACGAAGGAGUGUCAAGGCUCACGAAGGAGUGUCAAGGCCUACGAAGGAGUGUCAAGGCUCACGAAGGAGUGUCAAGGCCUACGAAGGAGUGUCAAGGCUCACGAUGGAGUGUCAAGACCUACGAAGGAGUGUCAAGGCUCACGAAGGAGUGUCAAGGCCUACGAAGGAGUGUCAAGGCUCACGAAGGAGUGUCAAGGCUCACGAAGGAGUGUCAAGGCCUACGAAGGAGUGUCAAGGCUCACGAAGGAGUGUCAAGGCUCACGAAGGAGUGUCAAGGCUCACGAAGGAGCGUCAAGGCCUACGCAGGAGUGUCAAGGCUCACGAAGGAGUGUCAAGGCUCACGAAGGAGUGUUAAGGCUCACGAAGGAGUGUCAAGGCUCACGAAGGAGUGUCAAGGCUCACAAAGGAGUGUCAAGGCCUACGAAGGAGUGUCAAGGCUCACGAAGGAGUGUCAAGGCCUACGAAGGAGUGUCAAGGCUCAAGAAGGAGUGUCAAGGCUCACGAAGGAGUGUCAAGGCUCACGAAGGAGUGUCAAGGCUCACAAAGGAGCGUCAAGGCCUACGCAGGAGUGUCAAGGCUCACGAAGGAGUGUCAAGGCUCACGAAGGAGUGUCAAGGCUCACGAAGGAGUGUCAAGGCUCACGAAGGAGUGUCAAGGCCUACGAAGGAGUGUCAAGGCUCACGAAGGAGUGUCAAGGCUCACGAAGGAGUGUCAAGGCUCACGAAGGAGUGUCAAGGCCUACGAAGGAGUGUCAAGGCUCACGAAGGAGUGUCAAGGCCUACGAAGGAGUGUCAAGGCUCACGAAGGAGUGUCAAGGCCUACGAAGGAGUGUCAAGGCUCACGAAGGAGUGUCAAGGCCUACGAAGGAGUGUCAAGGCUCACGAAGGAGUGUCAAGGCUCACGAAGGAGUGUCAAGGCCUACGAAGGAGUGUCAAGGCUCACGAAGGAGUGUCAAGGCCUACGAAGGAGUGUCAAGGCCUACGAAGGAGUGUCAAGGCUCACGAAGGAGUGUCAAGGCCUACGAAGGAGUGUCAAGGCUCACGAAGGAGUGUCAAGGCCUACGAAGGAGUGUCAAGGCUCACGAUGGAGUGUCAAGACCUACGAAGGAGUGUCAAGGCUCACGAAGGAGUGUCAAGGCCUACGAAGGAGUGUCAAGGCUCACGAAGGAGUGUCAAGGCUCACGAAGGAGUGUCAAGGCCUACGAAGGAGUGUCAAGGCUCACGAAGGAGUGUCAAGGCUCACGAAGGAGUGUCAAGGCUCACGAAGGAGCGUCAAGGCCUACGCAGGAGUGUCAAGGCUCACGAAGGAGUGUCAAGGCUCACGAAGGAGUGUCAAGGCUCACGAAGGAGUGUCAAGGCUCACGAAGGAGUGUCAAGGCCUACGAAGGAGUGUCAAGGCUCACGAAGGAGUGUCAAGGCUCACGAAGGAGUGUCAAGGCUCACGAAGGAGUGUCAAGGCCUACGAAGGAGUGUCAAGGCUCACGAAGGAGUGUCAAGGCUCACGAGGAGUGUCAAGGCCUACGAAGGAGUGUUAAGGCUCACGAAGGAGUGUCAAGGCCUACGAAGGAGUGUCAAGGCCUACGAAGGAGUGUCAAGGCUCACGAAGGAGUGUCAAGGCUCACGAAGGAGUGUCAAGGCCUACGAAGGAGUGUCAAGGCUCACGAAGGAGUGUCAAGGCCUACGAAGGAGUGUCAAGGCUCACGAAGGAGUGUCAAGGCCUACGAAGGAGUGUCAAGGCUCACGAAGGAGUGUCAAGGCCUACGAAGGAGUGUCAAGGCUCACGAAGGAGUGUCAAGGCUCACGAAGGAGUGUCAAGGCCUACGAAGGAGUGUCAAGGCUCACGAAGGAGUGUCAAGGCCUACGAAGGAGUGUCAAGGCCUACGAAGGAGUGUCAAGGCUCACGAAGGAGUGUCAAGGCCUACGAAGGAGUGUCAAGGCUCACGAAGGAGUGUCAAGGCCUACGAAGGAGUGUCAAGGCUCACGAUGGAGUGUCAAGACCUACGAAGGAGUGUCAAGGCUCACGAAGGAGUGUCAAGGCCUACGAAGGAGUGUCAAGGCUCACGAAGGAGUGUCAAGGCUCACGAAGGAGUGUCAAGGCCUACGAAGGAGUGUCAAGGCUCACGAAGGAGUGUCAAGGCUCACGAAGGAGUGUCAAGGCUCACGAAGGAGCGUCAAGGCCUACGCAGGAGUGUCAAGGCUCACGAAGGAGUGUCAAGGCUCACGAAGGAGUGUUAAGGCUCACGAAGGAGUGCCUACGAAGGAGUGUCAAGGCUCACGAAGGAGUGUCAAGGCCUACGAAGGAGUGUCAAGGCUCAAGAAGGAGUGUCAAGGCUCACGAAGGAGUGUCAAGGCUCACGAAGGAGUGUCAAGGCUCACAAAGGAGCGUCAAGGCCUACGCAGGAGUGUCAAGGCUCACGAAGGAGUGUCAAGGCUCACGAAGGAGUGUCAAGGCUCACGAAGGAGUGUCAAGGCUCACGAAGGAGUGUCAAGGCCUACGAAGGAGUGUCAAGGCUCACGAAGGAGUGUCAAGGCUCACGAAGGAGUGUCAAGGCUCACGAAGGAGUGUCAAGGCCUACGAAGGAGUGUCAAGGCUCACGAAGGAGUGUCAAGGCCUACGAAGGAGUGUCAAGGCUCACGAAGGAGUGUCAAGGCCUACGAAGGAGUGUCAAGGCUCACGAAGGAGUGUCAAGGCCUACGAAGGAGUGUCAAGGCUCACGAAGGAGUGUCAAGGCUCACGAAGGAGUGUCAAGGCCUACGAAGGAGUGUCAAGGCUCACGAAGGAGUGUCAAGGCCUACGAAGGAGUGUCAAGGCCUACGAAGGAGUGUCAAGGCUCACGAAGGAGUGUCAAGGCCUACGAAGGAGUGUCAAGGCUCACGAAGGAGUGUCAAGGCCUACGAAGGAGUGUCAAGGCUCACGAUGGAGUGUCAAGACCUACGAAGGAGUGUCAAGGCUCACGAAGGAGUGUCAAGGCCUACGAAGGAGUGUCAAGGCUCACGAAGGAGUGUCAAGGCUCACGAAGGAGUGUCAAGGCCUACGAAGGAGUGUCAAGGCUCACGAAGGAGUGUCAAGGCUCACGAAGGAGUGUCAAGGCUCACGAAGGAGCGUCAAGGCCUACGCAGGAGUGUCAAGGCUCACGAAGGAGUGUCAAGGCUCACGAAGGAGUGUCAAGGCCUACGAAGGAGUGUCAAGGCCUACGAAGGAGUGUCAAGGCUCACGAAGGAGUGUCAAGGCUCACAAAGGAGUGUCAAGGCCUACGAAGGAGUGUCAAGGCUCACGAAGGAGUGUCAAGGCCUACGAAGGAGUGUCAAGGCUCAAGAAGGAGUGUCAAGGCUCACGAGGAGUGUCAAGGCCUACGAAGGAGUGUUAAGGCUCACGAAGGAGUGUCAAGGCCUACGAAGGAGUGUCAAGGCCUACGCAGGAGUGUCAAGGCUCACGAAGGAGUGUCAAGGCUCACGAAGGAGUGUCAAGGCUCACGAAGGAGUGUCAAGGCUCACGAGGAGUGUCAAGGCCUACGAAGGAGUGUUAAGGCUCACGAAGGAGUGUCAAGGCCUACGAAGGAGUGUCAAGGCCUACGAAGGAGUGUCAAGGCUCACGAAGGAGUGUCAAGGCUCACAAAGGAGUGUCAAGGCCUACGAAGGAGUGUCAAGGCUCACGAAGGAGUGUCAAGGCCUACGAAGGAGUGUCAAGGCUCAAGAAGGAGUGUCAAGGCUCACGAAGGAGUGUCAAGGCUCACGAAGGAGUGUCAAGGCUCACAAAGGAGCGUCAAGGCCUACGCAGGAGUGUCAAGGCUCACGAAGGAGUGUCAAGGCUCACGAAGGAGUGUCAAGGCUCACGAAGGAGUGUCAAGGCUCACGAAGGAGUGUCAAGGCCUACGAAGGAGUGUCAAGGCUCACGAAGGAGUGUCAAGGCUCACGAAGGAGUGUCAAGGCUCACGAAGGAGUGUCAAGGCCUACGAAGGAGUGUCAAGGCUCACGAAGGAGUGUCAAGGCCUACGAAGGAGUGUCAAGGCUCACGAAGGAGUGUCAAGGCCUACGAAGGAGUGUCAAGGCUCACGAAGGAGUGUCAAGGCCUACGAAGGAGUGUCAAGGCUCACGAAGGAGUGUCAAGGCUCACGAAGGAGUGUCAAGGCCUACGAAGGAGUGUCAAGGCUCACGAAGGAGUGUCAAGGCCUACGAAGGAGUGUCAAGGCCUACGAAGGAGUGUCAAGGCUCACGAAGGAGUGUCAAGGCCUACGAAGGAGUGUCAAGGCUCACGAAGGAGUGUCAAGGCCUACGAAGGAGUGUCAAGGCUCACGAUGGAGUGUCAAGACCUACGAAGGAGUGUCAAGGCUCACGAAGGAGUGUCAAGGCCUACGAAGGAGUGUCAAGGCUCACGAAGGAGUGUCAAGGCUCACGAAGGAGUGUCAAGGCCUACGAAGGAGUGUCAAGGCUCACGAAGGAGUGUCAAGGCUCACGAAGGAGUGUCAAGGCUCACGAAGGAGCGUCAAGGCCUACGCAGGAGUGUCAAGGCUCACGAAGGAGUGUCAAGGCUCACGAAGGAGUGUUAAGGCUCACGAAGGAGUGUCAAGGCUCACGAAGGAGUGUCAAGGCUCACAAAGGAGUGUCAAGGCCUACGAAGGAGUGUCAAGGCUCACGAAGGAGUGUCAAGGCCUACGAAGGAGUGUCAAGGCUCAAGAAGGAGUGUCAAGGCUCACGAAGGAGUGUCAAGGCUCACGAAGGAGUGUCAAGGCUCACAAAGGAGCGUCAAGGCCUACGCAGGAGUGUCAAGGCUCACGAAGGAGUGUCAAGGCUCACGAAGGAGUGUCAAGGCUCACGAAGGAGUGUCAAGGCUCACGAAGGAGUGUCAAGGCCUACGAAGGAGUGUCAAGGCUCACGAAGGAGUGUCAAGGCUCACGAAGGAGUGUCAAGGCUCACGAAGGAGUGUCAAGGCCUACGAAGGAGUGUCAAGGCUCACGAAGGAGUGUCAAGGCCUACGAAGGAGUGUCAAGGCUCACGAAGGAGUGUCAAGGCCUACGAAGGAGUGUCAAGGCUCACGAAGGAGUGUCAAGGCCUACGAAGGAGUGUCAAGGCUCACGAAGGAGUGUCAAGGCUCACGAAGGAGUGUCAAGGCCUACGAAGGAGUGUCAAGGCUCACGAAGGAGUGUCAAGGCCUACGAAGGAGUGUCAAGGCCUACGAAGGAGUGUCAAGGCUCACGAAGGAGUGUCAAGGCCUACGAAGGAGUGUCAAGGCUCACGAAGGAGUGUCAAGGCCUACGAAGGAGUGUCAAGGCUCACGAUGGAGUGUCAAGACCUACGAAGGAGUGUCAAGGCUCACGAAGGAGUGUCAAGGCCUACGAAGGAGUGUCAAGGCUCACGAAGGAGUGUCAAGGCUCACGAAGGAGUGUCAAGGCCUACGAAGGAGUGUCAAGGCUCACGAAGGAGUGUCAAGGCUCACGAAGGAGUGUCAAGGCUCACGAAGGAGCGUCAAGGCCUACGCAGGAGUGUCAAGGCUCACGAAGGAGUGUCAAGGCUCACGAAGGAGUGUCAAGGCUCACGAAGGAGUGUCAAGGCUCACGAAGGAGUGUCAAGGCCUACGAAGGAGUGUCAAGGCUCACGAAGGAGUGUCAAGGCUCACGAAGGAGUGUCAAGGCUCACGAAGGAGUGUCAAGGCCUACGAAGGAGUGUCAAGGCUCACGAAGGAGUGUCAAGGCUCACGAGGAGUGUCAAGGCCUACGAAGGAGUGUUAAGGCUCACGAAGGAGUGUCAAGGCCUACGAAGGAGUGUCAAGGCCUACGAAGGAGUGUCAAGGCUCACGAAGGAGUGUCAAGGCUCACGAAGGAGUGUCAAGGCCUACGAAGGAGUGUCAAGGCUCACGAAGGAGUGUCAAGGCCUACGAAGGAGUGUCAAGGCUCACGAAGGAGUGUCAAGGCCUACGAAGGAGUGUCAAGGCUCACGAAGGAGUGUCAAGGCCUACGAAGGAGUGUCAAGGCUCACGAAGGAGUGUCAAGGCUCACGAAGGAGUGUCAAGGCCUACGAAGGAGUGUCAAGGCUCACGAAGGAGUGUCAAGGCCUACGAAGGAGUGUCAAGGCCUACGAAGGAGUGUCAAGGCUCACGAAGGAGUGUCAAGGCCUACGAAGGAGUGUCAAGGCUCACGAAGGAGUGUCAAGGCCUACGAAGGAGUGUCAAGGCUCACGAUGGAGUGUCAAGACCUACGAAGGAGUGUCAAGGCUCACGAAGGAGUGUCAAGGCCUACGAAGGAGUGUCAAGGCUCACGAAGGAGUGUCAAGGCUCACGAAGGAGUGUCAAGGCCUACGAAGGAGUGUCAAGGCUCACGAAGGAGUGUCAAGGCUCACGAAGGAGUGUCAAGGCUCACGAAGGAGCGUCAAGGCCUACGCAGGAGUGUCAAGGCUCACGAAGGAGUGUCAAGGCUCACGAAGGAGUGUUAAGGCUCACGAAGGAGUGUCAAGGCUCACGAAGGAGUGUCAAGGCUCACAAAGGAGUGUCAAGGCCUACGAAGGAGUGUCAAGGCUCACGAAGGAGUGUCAAGGCCUACGAAGGAGUGUCAAGGCUCAAGAAGGAGUGUCAAGGCUCACGAAGGAGUGUCAAGGCUCACGAAGGAGUGUCAAGGCUCACAAAGGAGCGUCAAGGCCUACGCAGGAGUGUCAAGGCUCACGAAGGAGUGUCAAGGCUCACGAAGGAGUGUCAAGGCUCACGAAGGAGUGUCAAGGCUCACGAAGGAGUGUCAAGGCCUACGAAGGAGUGUCAAGGCUCACGAAGGAGUGUCAAGGCUCACGAAGGAGUGUCAAGGCUCACGAAGGAGUGUCAAGGCCUACGAAGGAGUGUCAAGGCUCACGAAGGAGUGUCAAGGCCUACGAAGGAGUGUCAAGGCUCACGAAGGAGUGUCAAGGCCUACGAAGGAGUGUCAAGGCUCACGAAGGAGUGUCAAGGCCUACGAAGGAGUGUCAAGGCUCACGAAGGAGUGUCAAGGCUCACGAAGGAGUGUCAAGGCCUACGAAGGAGUGUCAAGGCUCACGAAGGAGUGUCAAGGCCUACGAAGGAGUGUCAAGGCCUACGAAGGAGUGUCAAGGCUCACGAAGGAGUGUCAAGGCCUACGAAGGAGUGUCAAGGCUCACGAAGGAGUGUCAAGGCCUACGAAGGAGUGUCAAGGCUCACGAUGGAGUGUCAAGACCUACGAAGGAGUGUCAAGGCUCACGAAGGAGUGUCAAGGCCUACGAAGGAGUGUCAAGGCUCACGAAGGAGUGUCAAGGCUCACGAAGGAGUGUCAAGGCCUACGAAGGAGUGUCAAGGCUCACGAAGGAGUGUCAAGGCUCACGAAGGAGUGUCAAGGCUCACGAAGGAGCGUCAAGGCCUACGCAGGAGUGUCAAGGCUCACGAAGGAGUGUCAAGGCUCACGAAGGAGUGUCAAGGCUCACGAAGGAGUGUCAAGGCUCACGAAGGAGUGUCAAGGCCUACGAAGGAGUGUCAAGGCUCACGAAGGAGUGUCAAGGCUCACGAAGGAGUGUCAAGGCUCACGAAGGAGUGUCAAGGCCUACGAAGGAGUGUCAAGGCUCACGAAGGAGUGUCAAGGCUCACGAGGAGUGUCAAGGCCUACGAAGGAGUGUUAAGGCUCACGAAGGAGUGUCAAGGCCUACGAAGGAGUGUCAAGGCCUACGAAGGAGUGUCAAGGCUCACGAAGGAGUGUCAAGGCUCACAAAGGAGUGUCAAGGCCUACGAAGGAGUGUCAAGGCUCACGAAGGAGUGUCAAGGCCUACGAAGGAGUGUCAAGGCUCAAGAAGGAGUGUCAAGGCUCACGAAGGAGUGUCAAGGCUCACGAAGGAGUGUCAAGGCUCACAAAGGAGCGUCAAGGCCUACGCAGGAGUGUCAAGGCUCACGAAGGAGUGUCAAGGCUCACGAAGGAGUGUCAAGGCUCACGAAGGAGUGUCAAGGCUCACGAAGGAGUGUCAAGGCCUACGAAGGAGUGUCAAGGCUCACGAAGGAGUGUCAAGGCUCACGAAGGAGUGUCAAGGCUCACGAAGGAGUGUCAAGGCCUACGAAGGAGUGUCAAGGCUCACGAAGGAGUGUCAAGGCCUACGAAGGAGUGUCAAGGCUCACGAAGGAGUGUCAAGGCCUACGAAGGAGUGUCAAGGCUCACGAAGGAGUGUCAAGGCCUACGAAGGAGUGUCAAGGCUCACGAAGGAGUGUCAAGGCUCACGAAGGAGUGUCAAGGCCUACGAAGGAGUGUCAAGGCUCACGAAGGAGUGUCAAGGCCUACGAAGGAGUGUCAAGGCCUACGAAGGAGUGUCAAGGCUCACGAAGGAGUGUCAAGGCCUACGAAGGAGUGUCAAGGCUCACGAAGGAGUGUCAAGGCCUACGAAGGAGUGUCAAGGCUCACGAAGGAGUGUCAAGGCUCACAAAGGAGUGUCAAGGCCUACGAAGGAGUGUCAAGGCUCACGAAGGAGUGUCAAGGCCUACGAAGGAGUGUCAAGGCUCACGAAGGAGUGUCAAGGCUCACGAAGGAGUGUCAAGGCCUACGAAGGAGUGUCAAGGCUCACGAAGGAGUGUCAAGGCCUACGAAGGAGUGCCAAGGCUCACGAGGAGUGUCAAGGCCUACGAAGGAGUGUCAAGGCUCACGAAGGAGUGUCAAGGCCUACGAAGGAGUGUCAAGGCUCACGAAGGAGUGUCAAGGCCUACGAAGGAGUGUCAAGGCUCACGAAGGAGUGUCAAGGCUCACGAAGGAGUGUCAAGGCCUACGAAGGAGAGUCAAGGCCUACGAAGGAGUGUCAAGGCUCACGAAGGAGUGUCAAGGCCUACGAAGGAGUGUCAAGGCUCACGAAGGAGUGUCAAGGCCUACGAAGGAGUGUCAAGGCUCACGAAGGAGUGUCAAGGCUCCCGAAGGAGUGUCAAUGCUCACGAAAGAGUGUCAAGGCCUACGAAGGAGUGUCAAGGCUCACGAAGGAGUGUCAAGGCCUACGAAGGAGUGUCAAGGCUCACGAAGGAGUGUCAAGGCUCACGAGGAGUGUCAAGGCCUACGAAGGAGUGUUAAGGCUCACGAAGGAGUGUCAAGGCCUACGAAGGAGUGUCAAGGCCUACGAAGGAGUGUCAAGGCUCACGAAGGAGUGUCAAGGCUCACAAAGGAGUGUCAAGGCCUACGAAGGAGUGUCAAGGCUCACGAAGGAGUGUCAAGGCCUACGAAGGAGUGUCAAGGCUCAAGAAGGAGUGUCAAGGCUCACGAAGGAGUGUCAAGGCUCACGAAGGAGUGUCAAGGCUCACAAAGGAGCGUCAAGGCCUACGCAGGAGUGUCAAGGCUCACGAAGGAGUGUCAAGGCUCACGAAGGAGUGUCAAGGCUCACGAAGGAGUGUCAAGGCUCACGAAGGAGUGUCAAGGCCUACGAAGGAGUGUCAAGGCUCACGAAGGAGUGUCAAGGCUCACGAAGGAGUGUCAAGGCUCACGAAGGAGUGUCAAGGCCUACGAAGGAGUGUCAAGGCUCACGAAGGAGUGUCAAGGCCUACGAAGGAGUGUCAAGGCUCACGAAGGAGUGUCAAGGCCUACGAAGGAGUGUCAAGGCUCACGAAGGAGUGUCAAGGCCUACGAAGGAGUGUCAAGGCUCACGAAGGAGUGUCAAGGCUCACGAAGGAGUGUCAAGGCCUACGAAGGAGUGUCAAGGCUCACGAAGGAGUGUCAAGGCCUACGAAGGAGUGUCAAGGCCUACGAAGGAGUGUCAAGGCUCACGAAGGAGUGUCAAGGCCUACGAAGGAGUGUCAAGGCUCACGAAGGAGUGUCAAGGCCUACGAAGGAGUGUCAAGGCUCACGAUGGAGUGUCAAGACCUACGAAGGAGUGUCAAGGCUCACGAAGGAGUGUCAAGGCCUACGAAGGAGUGUCAAGGCUCACGAAGGAGUGUCAAGGCUCACGAAGGAGUGUCAAGGCCUACGAAGGAGUGUCAAGGCUCACGAAGGAGUGUCAAGGCUCACGAAGGAGUGUCAAGGCUCACGAAGGAGCGUCAAGGCCUACGCAGGAGUGUCAAGGCUCACGAAGGAGUGUCAAGGCUCACGAAGGAGUGUUAAGGCUCACGAAGGAGUGUCAAGGCUCACGAAGGAGUGUCAAGGCCUACGAAGGAGUGUCAAGGCUCACGAAGGAGUGUCAAGGCUCACGAAGGAGUGUCAAGGCUCACGAAGGAGUGUCAAGGCCUACGAAGGAGUGUCAAGGCUCACGAAGGAGUGUCAAGGCUCACGAGGAGUGUCAAGGCCUACGAAGGAGUGUUAAGGCUCACGAAGGAGUGUCAAGGCCUACGAAGGAGUGUCAAGGCCUACGAAGGAGUGUCAAGGCUCACGAAGGAGUGUCAAGGCUCACAAAGGAGUGUCAAGGCCUACGAAGGAGUGUCAAGGCUCACGAAGGAGUGUCAAGGCCUACGAAGGAGUGUCAAGGCUCAAGAAGGAGUGUCAAGGCUCACGAAGGAGUGUCAAGGCUCACGAAGGAGUGUCAAGGCUCACAAAGGAGCGUCAAGGCCUACGCAGGAGUGUCAAGGCUCACGAAGGAGUGUCAAGGCUCACGAAGGAGUGUCAAGGCUCACGAAGGAGUGUCAAGGCUCACGAAGGAGUGUCAAGGCCUACGAAGGAGUGUCAAGGCUCACGAAGGAGUGUCAAGGCUCACGAAGGAGUGUCAAGGCUCACGAAGGAGUGUCAAGGCCUACGAAGGAGUGUCAAGGCUCACGAAGGAGUGUCAAGGCCUACGAAGGAGUGUCAAGGCUCACGAAGGAGUGUCAAGGCCUACGAAGGAGUGUCAAGGCUCACGAAGGAGUGUCAAGGCCUACGAAGGAGUGUCAAGGCUCACGAAGGAGUGUCAAGGCUCACGAAGGAGUGUCAAGGCCUACGAAGGAGUGUCAAGGCUCACGAAGGAGUGUCAAGGCCUACGAAGGAGUGUCAAGGCCUACGAAGGAGUGUCAAGGCUCACGAAGGAGUGUCAAGGCCUACGAAGGAGUGUCAAGGCUCACGAAGGAGUGUCAAGGCCUACGAAGGAGUGUCAAGGCUCACGAAGGAGUGUCAAGGCUCACAAAGGAGUGUCAAGGCCUACGAAGGAGUGUCAAGGCUCACGAAGGAGUGUCAAGGCCUACGAAGGAGUGUCAAGGCUCACGAAGGAGUGUCAAGGCUCACGAAGGAGUGUCAAGGCCUACGAAGGAGUGUCAAGGCUCACGAAGGAGUGUCAAGGCCUACGAAGGAGUGCCAAGGCUCACGAGGAGUGUCAAGGCCUACGAAGGAGUGUCAAGGCUCACGAAGGAGUGUCAAGGCCUACGAAGGAGUGUCAAGGCUCACGAAGGAGUGUCAAGGCCUACGAAGGAGUGUCAAGGCUCACGAAGGAGUGUCAAGGCUCACGAAGGAGUGUCAAGGCCUACGAAGGAGAGUCAAGGCCUACGAAGGAGUGUCAAGGCUCACGAAGGAGUGUCAAGGCCUACGAAGGAGUGUCAAGGCUCACGAAGGAGUGUCAAGGCCUACGAAGGAGUGUCAAGGCUCACGAAGGAGUGUCAAGGCUCCCGAAGGAGUGUCAAUGCUCACGAAAGAGUGUCAAGGCCUACGAAGGAGUGUCAAGGCUCACGAAGGAGUGUCAAGGCCUACGAAGGAGUGUCAAGGCUCACGAAGGAGUGUCAAGGCUCACGAGGAGUGUCAAGGCCUACGAAGGAGUGUUAAGGCUCACGAAGGAGUGUCAAGGCCUACGAAGGAGUGUCAAGGCCUACGAAGGAGUGUCAAGGCUCACGAAGGAGUGUCAAGGCUCACAAAGGAGUGUCAAGGCCUACGAAGGAGUGUCAAGGCUCACGAAGGAGUGUCAAGGCCUACGAAGGAGUGUCAAGGCUCAAGAAGGAGUGUCAAGGCUCACGAAGGAGUGUCAAGGCUCACGAAGGAGUGUCAAGGCUCACAAAGGAGCGUCAAGGCCUACGCAGGAGUGUCAAGGCUCACGAAGGAGUGUCAAGGCUCACGAAGGAGUGUCAAGGCUCACGAAGGAGUGUCAAGGCUCACGAAGGAGUGUCAAGGCCUACGAAGGAGUGUCAAGGCUCACGAAGGAGUGUCAAGGCUCACGAAGGAGUGUCAAGGCUCACGAAGGAGUGUCAAGGCCUACGAAGGAGUGUCAAGGCUCACGAAGGAGUGUCAAGGCCUACGAAGGAGUGUCAAGGCUCACGAAGGAGUGUCAAGGCCUACGAAGGAGUGUCAAGGCUCACGAAGGAGUGUCAAGGCCUACGAAGGAGUGUCAAGGUUCACGAAGGAGUGUCAAGGCUCACGAAGGAGUGUCAAGGCCUACGAAGGAGUGUCAAGGCUCACGAAGGAGUGUCAAGGCCUACGAAGGAGUGUCAAGGCCUACGAAGGAGUGUCAAGGCUCACGAAGGAGUGUCAAGGCCUACGAAGGAGUGUCAAGGCUCACGAAGGAGUGUCAAGGCCUACGAAGGAGUGUCAAGGCUCACGAAGGAGUGUCAAGGCUCACAAAGGAGUGUCAAGGCCUACGAAGGAGUGUCAAGGCUCACGAGGGAGUGUCAAGGCCUACGAAGGAGUGUCAAGGCUCACGAAGGAGUGUCAAGGCUCACGAAGGAGUGUCAAGGCCUACGAAGGAGUGUCAAGGCUCACGAAGGAGUGUCAAGGCCUACGAAGGAGUGCCAAGGCUCACGAGGAGUGUCAAGGCCUACGAAGGAGUGUCAAGGCUCACGAAGGAGUGUCAAGGCCUACGAAGGAGUGUCAAGGCUCACGAAGGAGUGUCAAGGCCUACGAAGGAGUGUCAAGGCUCACGAAGGAGUGUCAAGGCUCACGAAGGAGUGUCAAGGCUCACGAAGGAGUGUCAAGGCUCACGAAGGAGUGUCAAGGCUCACGAAGGAGUGCCAAGGCCUACGAAGGAGUGUCAAGGCUCACGAAGGAGUGCCAAGGCCUACGAAGGAGUGUCAAGGCUCACGAAGGAGUGUCAAGGCUCACGAAGGAGUGUCAAGGCCUACGAAGGAGUGUCAAGGCUCACGAAGGAGUGUCAAGGCCUACGAAGGAGUGCCAAGGCUCACGAGGAGUGUCAAGGCCUACGAAGGAGUGUUAAGGCUCACGAAGGAGUGUCAAGGCCUACGAAGGAGUGUCAAGGCCUACGAAGGAGUGUCAAGGCUCACGAAGGAGUGUUAAGGCUCACGAUGGAGUGUCAAGACCUACGAAGGAGUGUCAAGGCUCACGAAGGAGUGUCAAGGCUCACAAAGGAGUGUCAAGGCCUACGAAGGAGUGUCAAGGCUCACGAAGGAGUGUCAAGGCCUACGAAGGAGUGUCAAGGCUCACGAAGGAGUGUCAAGGCUCACGAAGGAGUGUCAAGGCCUACGAAGGAGUGUCAAGGCUCACGAAGGAGUGUCAAGGCUCACGAAGGAGUGUCAAGGCCUACGAAGGAGUGUCAAGGCCUACGAAGGAGUGUCAAGGCUCACGAAGGAGUGUCAAGGCUCACAAAGGAGUGUCAAGGCUCACGAAGGAGUGUCAAGGCCUACGAAGGAGUGUCAAGGCUCACGAAGGAGUGUCAAGGCUCACAGAGGAGUGUCAAGGCUCACGAAGGAGUGUCAAGGCAUACGAAGGAGUGUCAAGGCUCACGAAGGAGUGUCAAGGCUCACGAAGGAGUGUCCGUGAGCCUUGACACUCCUUCGUGUGCCUUGACACUCCUUCGUAGGCCUUGA
Cylicocyclus nassatus is the source of this 27276-nucleotide messenger RNA. The record is from the annotation of a GenBank genome assembly. NCBI's taxonomy places the organism in Eukaryota, Metazoa, Nematoda, Chromadorea, Rhabditida, Strongylidae.